Sinocyclocheilus grahami is the source of this 2788-nucleotide messenger RNA. It is a transcript of the gene impdh1b, whose product is annotated as IMP (inosine 5'-monophosphate) dehydrogenase 1b. Gene Ontology annotation, biological process: GTP biosynthetic process. Lineage: Eukaryota; Metazoa; Chordata; Actinopteri; Cypriniformes; Cyprinidae. Gene Ontology annotation, cellular component: cytoplasm. The coding region runs from base 239 to 1858 and encodes 539 amino acids. The transcript has 16 exons. Gene Ontology annotation, molecular function: IMP dehydrogenase activity. The record is from RefSeq and is a predicted model, not a curated record.
UUGAGGAUAUGACGCGCUCUCUCGGAGUCUGCCUCGCUUUCUAUAUAAAGCCAGACUCAUCCCAAAAACCGAAUUCAACGAGACCCUCUGAAGGACCCGAAAACUGGGACAGUAGUCUGUAUUGAUGAAUUAACCGGUUUACGAUAGCACAUUCUCCUACAGAAAGCGGUAAACUGGCUUUUCCCAUCUGACGCGCAUCAGCUCCAGGUACACGUGCUCAUCUAGGCUACAGGAAAGUAUGGCAGACUAUCUGAUAAGUGGAGGAACGGGCUAUAUCCCGGAGGACGGACUGUCUGCCCAGCAGCUUUUUUCAGUUGGAGAUGGUCUCACCUACAAAUCAGAACAGCAGUCAGUCCGAGAUGGACUCACGGCGGAAGAGCUUUGCUCUAUGGGGGACGGUAUGACUUACAAUGACUUUCUGAUCUUGCCUGGCUUCAUCGACUUCACCUCAGAUGAAGUGGACCUGACCUCAGCAUUGACCAAGAAGAUCACACUGAAGACCCCACUCAUCUCCUCUCCUAUGGAUACUGUUACCGAAUCCUCAAUGGCCAUUGCCAUGGCACUGAUGGGAGGAAUUGGCAUCAUUCAUCAUAAUUGCACACCAGAGUUUCAGGCCAACGAGGUGCGCAAAGUAAAGAGGUUUGAACAGGGUUUCAUCACUGAUCCAGUGGUCCUGAGUCCUCGUCACACUGUAGGUGAUGUACUUGAAGCAAAAGUUCGACACGGAUUCUCUGGAAUCCCCAUAACUGAGACGGGCAAGAUGGGCAGCAAACUAGUCGGCAUCGUCACAUCACGGGACAUCGAUUUCCUGUCUGAGAAAGAUCAUAACAAACCCCUAGAGGAGGCCAUGACUAAAAGAGAUGAUCUUGUAGUCGCUCCUGCUGGUGUCACACUAAAAGAGGCCAAUGACAUCCUGCAACGCAGCAAAAAAGGUAAACUGCCCAUUGUAAAUGACAAGGAUGAAUUGGUGGCUAUAAUAGCCCGCACAGACCUGAAGAAGAAUAGGGACUAUCCUCUGGCCUCCAAAGACUCCCGCAAACAGCUGCUGUGUGGCGCUGCCAUCGGUACCCGUGAAGACGACAAAUACCGUCUGGACUUGCUCAUGCAGUCUGGGGUGGAUGUAGUGGUUCUGGAUUCGUCACAAGGCAAUUCCGUAUACCAGAUAAAUAUGAUCCAUUACAUUAAGCAGAAGUACCCAGAUCUGCAGGUUGUGGGAGGAAAUGUGGUUACAGCUGCUCAGACGAAGAACCUGAUAGACGCAGGGGUGGAUGCUUUGAGAGUGGGAAUGGGCUGUGGUUCUAUCUGCAUCACACAGGAAGUCAUGGCAUGUGGGCGGCCUCAGGGCACCUCCGUGUAUAAGGUGGCAGAGUACGCUCGGAGGUUUGGGGUGCCGGUCAUCGCAGAUGGAGGCAUCCAGACGGUCGGCCAUGUGGUGAAGGCACUGUCUCUGGGGGCAUCGACAGUGAUGAUGGGAUCUCUGCUGGCCGCCACCACAGAAGCUCCAGGCGAGUAUUUCUUUUCUGACGGGGUGCGACUGAAGAAGUACAGAGGCAUGGGCUCACUAGAUGCCAUGGAGAAAAACACCAGCAGCCAGAAACGAUACUUCAGUGAGGGCGAUAUGGUGAAGGUGGCUCAGGGAGUGUCGGGCUCAGUCCAGGACAAAGGCUCCAUCCAUAAAUUUGUCCCAUACCUCAUUGCUGGAAUCCAACAUGGCUGCCAAGACAUUGGUGCAAAAAGCCUCUCUGUGCUUCGGUCCAUGAUGUAUUCUGGAGAGCUGAAGUUCGAGAAGCGGACCAUGUCUGCUCAGGUGGAGGGUGGAGUACAUGGACUUCACUCUUACGAGAAACGUCUCUACUAAUGGAGUGGGCAGAACACGGAUGGGAAGCAGCGACCAAACACCUCAGACAAAUCCUAGAACUUACCCUACUCUGCCAGCACCCGUUCCUCCACUCUUCACCAUUCCUCUGGCAUGACCACCACAGUGAGAGAUAGAGAAAAGUAUUAAAUGAGUUUGAGAACAGGACCACAAACUAAUUCAGUACCCAAAAAACAUGGCAGUUGCACUCAAGGGAGCAUCAGGGUUACCAAAAAGCUGCUUGUUUGUGUUUUUGCAUCUGUGUUUGAGCAGACUGGCAAAAACAAGGUGGCAUUUGCAGUGAAUAUUCUCAAAAAACCUUUUUCCUCCCAAACUGAUUCUGCAACCAUGUUGAUCUUUAAGUUUCUUUUUAGGCAGUGUCUAUAUCACCAUAUCCACUUGUAAAAUGAUGACUGCCUUCAAACCAAGUUCUCCAACUAUACUUGAGGCAAUCUUUUUUGUAGUAGAUUUGUAACUACUGAAGAUUAUAUUUUUUAUUUUAGAAGGCAGAGAUACAUAGAUAAUUGAUGUCAAUUUUGUGAUAGUUAAAUGUCUAUUGUAUUAUCGGUGGAACCGUUUUCUCUACAUCAACCAUCCCGCGUCCUGUAACUGGGUACGAUUCAUACUGAAAAUAAUUAUACCAAAACCAAUAUCUGUAGAUAUACGUUGUUGCUCUGAGAGUCAUGCUAAUGUGUCCGGGCUAUAUUUUUGACCCAAAAGCUGGAAUUUGUACUGAAGGGUUUGAUUGAUUAUCAAAGUAAAUUAUGGCUGACUUUUAAUGCAGCCUUUGAGGAAUUUUAACAAAGGACAGUAAUUAUGGGAUCUGUGUUAAUGCAGUUGUGACUCAGUGCUGUACAGGUAUGAAGAGUUUUAAUUUGCAUGCUGCCGUUUUCUUUUCUUUUUUUUUUUUAAGUAAUGGUAUCGUUUAUAUUA